AUGCUCCAAACCCUCCGAUCCAUAUUCUACCAAAGAAAAAGAGCCAUGGAUCCCCUGAUAGUAGUCCUCGGUGCCACAGGCACCGGCAAGUCGAAGCUCGCAGUAGAUAUAGCCUCCCGAUUCAACGGCGAAAUAAUCAACGGAGACGCAAUGCAAAUGUACCGCGGCCUCCCAGUAAUCACGAACCAAAUCCCCAUUGAAGAACGCAAAGGCAUCCCGCACCACCUACUAAGCUUCAUCGAACUAGACUCAGAGCCGUGGCGCAUCAGCAAAUUCAAAAAUGAAGCCCUACGGCUCAUUGACGAGAUUCGUUCUCGCGGGAAACUGCCUAUUCUUGUCGGCGGCACACAUUACUAUACACAGGCUGUUCUGUUCCGCGACCAACUCGUGAAUGAAAAGGUGGGCGACGAGGAUGGAUCAGAGCUGUAUGAAGAGGUAUCGGUAACAGCGGAGAAAUGGCCGAUUCUAGAUGCGCCACCGGAAGUAUUGAUGGAAAAGCUACGGGAAGUUGAUCCUGUCAUGGCGGCGCGGUGGCAUCCUAAGGAUGUGCGGAAAAUCCGCCGGUCAUUAGAGAUCUACUUCCAAACGGGACAGCGAGCCUCUGACAUCUACGCUGAGCAGAAGGCGUUGAAAAAAGUGUCUCUUUUGCAGGAUCGAGGACUUUUGCGGUUCAGUAACACUUUGCUCUUUUGGGUCCAUACCGAAAAGGAAGUUCUCGAUAAACGACUUGAUACGCGUGUCGACGCUAUGGUCCAGCAAGGGUUGAUGUCCGAGGCGCAGAAGAUGUCCGACUACAUCCAGACUCGAGCGGCACAGGGAGUUGAAGUUGAUCAGACCCGUGGCGUAUGGGUCUCGAUCGGGUUCAAAGAAAUGGCACCGUACUUCACAGCGCUGGAAAAAGGUGAAUCGAGUCAGGAGCUGACGAAAAUCCAACUCAAUUGCUUCGACCUGAUUCGGAUUGCGAACCACCAGUACGGCGUAUCGCAGGUCAAGUGGAUUAAAAAUAAACUAUGGCGAGCUCUCUCUGAAGCAGACAUGACACAUCGUCUCUAUCUCCUCGAUAGCAGCGAUGUGGAUGAAUGGACUAAACGUGUUGGCGAGCCAUCUGAAAGGUUGGUUGAGUCAUUUCUUCAGGGCGAGUCAAUACCUCAUCCAAAAACUAUCUCGGAUCUUGCGAGUACUAUCCUUGGUGCCAAAGAAGAGCAGACGCGCGAGAAACCGGUGUCGCAGCUUGAGACUUUUACGUGUGAUAUUUGCAGAAAGACUAUGGUUGGUGAGGAUACGUGGAAUACCCAUAUAAAUGGGUACAAACAUAAGGGGGUUCUUAAGUCUAGAGCGAAGAAAGAGGCUAGGGAUGCUUAUUUCCGGAAACGGGAUCUUGAAGCCCAAGAAGCGGCUGCAUCUAGUGCUGAAAAUCAACUAUCAUAA
Penicillium taxi is the source of this 1428-nucleotide messenger RNA. RefSeq names its product tRNA dimethylallyltransferase. Gene Ontology annotation, biological process: tRNA modification. The record is from RefSeq and is a predicted model, not a curated record. The coding region runs from base 1 to 1428 and encodes 475 amino acids. Lineage: Eukaryota; Fungi; Ascomycota; Eurotiomycetes; Eurotiales; Aspergillaceae. Gene Ontology annotation, cellular component: mitochondrion. Gene Ontology annotation, molecular function: zinc ion binding; nucleic acid binding; ATP binding. The transcript has 2 exons.